AGAACUAAAAUGGCUUUGUUAUAAGAUUUUAACCUGAAAUAUCCUUUUACAUAGGUUUUGUUUUUAAAAAAAUGAUUAUGAGUAUAUAUAGGAAAUGAGGAAAAAAGAAACUGAAAACUUCAUUGUGAUCGGAUAGAUUUGACCUCUCGUCCAUCCAUUAUCCUGAAUUUUGAAAAGUAAUGAAGAUAACUAUUAGACUAAAACGAUACUUUACAAGCUAAGCAGACAUUGACAGGAGUCGAGAAGUGCUUUCGUCUUGUCCUAACUUCAUUUUUAUUUCAAAAGGUUUCGUUUUCAAUUCUUUGAGUUGAAUGGUGAAAACUUCUAGGUCUGAGAAGUUAAGUGAGUCUCAAAUCAACCAACUUUGUGAAUUUUUUUCGACGAUUGUAUCAUGAUCAAAAUAGAUCACAUGUUUCGUGCUUUUUCUCGCCGUGUGUAACAAAGUUUGUUUAAAUUCAAUCAUAUAACAUAAAGAUUGACUUUUUGAACUAUCGUUGGACACAGCUAAAAUCUAAUCUUUUCCAAUAUUAGAAGAAAGAAUGUUAUUCAAGAUUCAGUGUUUAUAUAUAAUAGUCUAAUAGAUUUCCUUCAAAAUGAAAACAUCCGAGUUCAAACGAUUACAUUCUAAAGGAAUUUUAGGUUGGUUAGAUUUUUAUCAUACGAAUAUUAGUGAAUGGUCGGCGCUUCCCAGAUUUCUCUGCCAUUUCUAAAAUUCUUGGGUUGGUCUUAAAAUGUAGCCAAGAGUUGACAUUACAGCUUAACAGAGCCGGAUUUCUGAUUUUUGACUUAGUUUCUGAGAAAAAUAAUAUAAAAUAUCGGCUUUGUUAAGCUGUAAUGCCAACUCUUGGCUACAUUUUAAGACCAAUCCGAGAAUUUUAGAAGCGCCGACGCUCACUUUUUAAAAAGACGAUUUUUAAAAAUAACAAAACAAGUUAAUGCAUUUUAAAACUUAGUUUUCACGACAAAAAUAACCGAUUGACGAUUGGUAAGAGUAGUUAUAUAGGUUGUCGACUACGCUGAAUUCUCUGAGCAUGUGCAGCAUAUUCGUGCACUUCAAAAUUACUUUGAAUAAUCGAAAAACAGAAAAAUAACUUUUUUUUAUUGCACUGGGUCUUUAGAAAAACCUCUAAAAAUUCCCUAAAUCCAUCGUUAACACUAUAAACUAUAGUGCAUUCGAAAGUUGACACUUUGGGCUAUCCAGCGAUGUAGAAAUCUCAAAAUCGACUUUUUUUUCGAGGGGAAGCCUUAAGGCAUUUGAGAAAAUUUUUCUAAGUGCGCCAAAAUUGAACAUUUUAAGAUCAGAUUUGUUAUAUUUUGAAGGAAAAUAACUCUGCUUUUACAUUCGAACGAAAAAAGUUCUAUAGCUCCGUUACGCCUACUGUGCUAAGACGAAAAGUCAAAUUUUCUCGUUCUUUUGGAUGAGUUUUGGUAAAAUCGCUUAAAAUAAAUUUGUAUCCCAGUGUCUUUUGGACUUUUGGACUAGGAAGUACUCGAGAUUGCAUAUGCGCAAUAUUUCCUCCAUAGUCUCUUAUUUUUAAGUUAUAUAGAAAAAUAUUUAAUAUGUUUUCUGUAGAGAAUUAUAUCGUCUAAAAAAGAAAUUAAAAUUUUAUCAUAUUUCUGGACUGAGAUAUGUGCAGAAUAAAGAAUGUUGGAAACAUUUUGGAACACACGGUAUAGGUUCUCACUAAUACAUAUUUUCACAAUAAGCUGUUGUAGAGAAUUGAAUGGGGAAUCUUUCGCAAUAAGAUUGAAGAGAAUAAUAAUCAAGAGAAGCUGGUUCAUCCUGAAUCACUAGUUACUAUGAUCAUAUUCCAUUAUUAGCGAUGUAUUGUACGUAUUCUAGGGUCCGUGUAUUCGUUUAUUACAACAAAUGUACAAUUGUACAGUUGAAAUCUCACGUGAACAAUCAGCGCGUAAUUUAUUUGCAAAAAUAACCUAUAUUGUUCGAUAAGUAUUCUUUCCCUCUUUGAAAACAUAUUACAUUUCGAAGUUCAGUCUUUUUUUGUUUUAGUCAUCAUUCAAAAGAAGUUCGUGAUACAGUAACAUCAGGCAUAAUGAAUGCAGUGAAAUUAUCUGUUUUGGAAGGGGAAUCAAUAUAUAUGCAAAUACUAUUGAAAAAUUUACAUGGAGAAGCACUAGCAAAUGCAUUAAAAGCAACGAAUCAAUUGGUACCAUCAAUUUUUGAACCAAAAGUGAAUGAUGAAUGGAAAGAUAAAACAUGGUAUUGGACUGCACCGUCGAUGCUAGCUGGCUCAUGCAGUCCACCACCUGGCUUUGGGGUUGGUAUUGCACCAUCAGGCUUAACAAUGCCAUUACAAAGUUUUGGUUCAAUUUUACCGAAUUAUGAUUGUGAUUCAUUAGAUUUUACUUUCGAUCUACAAAAUCUUCCAUUCGAUCAAACUUAUCAAAAUGGUUGUGCACAGAAUAAUAGUCCAAACGUUCGAUCAGCAAGUGAUGGGAAUGAUUCUGAUACAACAGACCUGGAAAGUGAUAUUGAUCCAAUUCAAGUUAAUAUUAAUCUUAUUCAUGUUAAUCGUAUGCAAGAUCGUUUUCGUCAGUAUGGUAUUGGUAUUGGUGAAGAAUAUUCUAGAAUAACAUCAAUACUCAAUAUUCCACCAUUAAUCAGUUUAACAGAAACAGCACGAGAACGAAAAGUUCGAGCAAAAAAAUAUUGGUAUUUUAGUUUAUUAUUAGAAGGUGUUGUGAUAUGUGCGUAUGUUAGUGAUGGCAAAAAAAAUGAAGCAAAACGAAAAGCGUAUAAUACAAUGAUUAGUUUGUUUGCAAGUACACGAAGUUUAAAUUUGAAACCGGUUAAGAAUAAUAAAUUUAAAGUAAAUGCAACAAAUUAA
Didymodactylos carnosus is the source of this 2849-nucleotide messenger RNA. Lineage: Eukaryota; Metazoa; Rotifera; Eurotatoria; Philodinida; Philodinidae. The record is from the annotation of a GenBank genome assembly.